CCUCCCACGGAGUCGUUGGAGCUGCUCGGUCGUCUGCGAUCCAACAUGGAGUAGUGAGAGAUGGGGCUCUAGCGGGGCCACCCCCCUUCAGCAACAGCAGCGACCACGGACGCGCUUUUCUUCUUUUCUACGCACAACUCGGCGCGGAGAAAACACGCGCCUUUGGACUUAAAAAAAAAAUAAAUAUAUAUAAAUACAAGUGGGGCGCGUGCGUGCGUGCACGAGGAGAGUGGAAAUCGCCAGCCUAAAACUGUCAGUAUAAGCUAUCUGCUGAUGGGGGAGUUGAAGUCAUCAUAGGACGGAGGCGAUCCACGCGUGGAGGAGCCGAGCAGCGAGGAGGCGGAGAGCGCCGACGCGCACAAAGGCACAGGCGGCGGCGGCGGCUGGAGCGGCGGCGUAGGGAGAUUUAUGCGGAAUCGGAGACGGAGCCGCGGAGAAAGAAUGACGAGUAAAAAGUAUGCCGCCGCCGCGCUCCGGUACCUGAGGUGAAAAGGAAAAAUGAUAGAAGAAACGCACCCAAACGAUGACAGCUACAUCGUGCGUGUGAAAGCGGUGGUGAUGACGCGGGACGACUCGAGCGGCGGCUGGCUGGCUCAGGAUGGAGGGGCCCUGACCAGGGUGGGGGUGUGCCGCCUCCUGCCGUCAGAGCUGGCACCCGUUUCGGCUUCCAAUGGCUCCCAGUUUCUAAUCCGUGGUGAGCGGCUACGGGACAAACAGGUAAUCCUGGACUGUCCACUGCGGAAGGACCUGGUUUACACCAUAGCCAUGCCCACAUUUCAUCACUGGAAGGUGGAGGACAGAAGGUGUGGCCUAUCCUUCCAGAGUCCAGCAGACGCCAGAGCUUUUGACAGGGGCGUACGGAAAGCCAUUGAGGACUUGGCUGAAGGCUCAACCACCUCGUCCACAGCGCUCCAGAACGAGGGCGAGCUGGGGGACGAUGACGUCUUUACUAACACCACAGACAGCUCGUCCAACUCCUCCCAGAGACUGGACAGCUCUCUACAGCCACUCGAGUCCUCGCCCCUUCCGCAGAGACACAAGUGUGUGCCGAGACAUCGCCAUGACCCGCAUGACCCCCAUCCACUCAUAGACCACUUCUACUUGGACCAGCAUUUGUCCCGUAUUCCCCGCCGCGUGAAGUUUGAAGAUGAGGAAAUUGUCCGCAUCAACCCCCGGGAACGCAGCUGGGAGCAAAGCACAGAGCGUCACUUUGGGCGCCAGUCAGACCGCCCCUGGCUGACUGGCUAUGAGGACUACCGCCACGCCACCAUGCGGGACAAAUACAUCCACACAGACGAAUCCGAGUCUUACGUCCAGUUUGACGAUAUAGACGCAAAGAAGCACGACUACACCUACCCGCUGGCUCCAGCUCUGUCGCCUUCAGACUCUGAUGCCCCCUUUGGACCCUUUGCCAAUAAGGGCCACAGUGGCUCCUGCCGCUCAGACUUCUCUGCGGUUUCCACACAGCCUAGCUCUAUCCUGUUGAGCUCCUCUGCUUCUUUCAGUGCCGCGAAAGGACGUAAAGGUGGAGGCACGGAGCGUGCUCAGUGCGAGCACUGCGGGGAAUCCUUUUUUAUCUCUAACAACCGAAGAGGCCGGUGCCAGGACGCCCCAGAUCCCGUGCGUGCGUGCAUCCAGCGGAUCAGCUGCAUGUGGCUGGCAGACACCAUGCUCUACCACUGCAUGUCGGACCCCGAGGGAGACUACUCGGACCCCUGUUCCUGUGAUGGCGGGGAGAGCGGCGGAGGGGGUCGCGUCGGCACGCGCUGGUUAGCUCUGCUCGGCCUGUCGCUCGUGGCGCCCUGCCUCUGCCUCUACCCGCCUUUGCAUGCCUGCCACCACGUGGGGCUGGUGUGCGGCUGCUGCGGAGGGCGACACAAAGCCAUGAGCUGAGUCCGCCGCAAAGACUUCAAACCAGGCACAGGGAAAGGGAAGGAUGGGGGGGACCCACACAGGCAGGAGAAGGGGGAACUAACGGCCGCUUGAUCUUUUGCCUUAGUUCUCUGGGUUUUCUACAAAUUCCAGACACUGAAAUAAGCCAAAAAGAAAAAAAGAAAACAUUUGGUGCAUUUUAUGAACCGCCUGGGAAGAUAAGCUCCCCCUCACGGCAGACAGUUCUCUCCACGUGGCCAUUUCAUACUCUGUUUCUAAUGAGAGCAGUCUUUUUUCAGGGGGCCUUUUUUAUAGCUAACCUAUAUGUAUCACAUAUGCAGGUACUUUAUACUGAUAUAUUUGUACACUGACUCAAAGAACUUGAAUUGUUUCUUUGUCGUAUUUCUUCUAUUCUUUAUGUUUUUGUUUCUAUUUUAUCCAGUAUCGGCCCCGUUCGGUUCAGCUACAGCUACAAAAGAAAUCCGACACUACACCUCUUUGUAUGUGUGUGUGUGUGUGCGCGUGGAUGCUCGCAGUUUAGGUGUGCUGCAGCUUCUAGUAAAGCCUGUGUAUUUAGCUCUUCCUCUACGACAUCUUUGUAACUGAAAGAAGAGUGGUACUCGUCUUCUAAUAUUCCAAAGAUUCGUGUUUUUUAUCCUAUUUAUUGAUCUCGAUCGCUCCCUCAAGCACCGUAAAUCAUCCCUAUGACUCCAAACAGUGCCUAGAGAUAUACCUUAACCCUGAACCCAAUAAGUCUCGUUUGACUUGACGAACACUUAAUUUCAAAGCUCUUGAUUUUUUUAUUUUUUGAUCCUUGCAAAACUUCCGCCAACUAGUUUGCUGUGUCAUGUCAAAAACAACAACAACAACAACAACAACAAAAAUCAAUCAGCUACCAUAAAAGUUGGUGCCACAUGCCUUAAAAUGUGAACUGGCUCCCAGCUUCACCAGUCUUUCUAAAGAUGUCUGCUACAAUGAAAAGUAGGAGCACAGUUACAGCUCCAAGCAAUCAAGCAUCACCCCAAUGUUUCUUGGUUUUAUAAUAAAAAACUUUGAAAAAGA
Messenger RNA from Oryzias latipes (Japanese medaka), 2934 nucleotides. RefSeq names its product sprouty-related, EVH1 domain-containing protein 2. Gene Ontology annotation, cellular component: membrane. Gene Ontology annotation, molecular function: protein kinase binding. Gene Ontology annotation, biological process: multicellular organism development; negative regulation of MAPK cascade. NCBI's taxonomy places the organism in Eukaryota, Metazoa, Chordata, Actinopteri, Beloniformes, Adrianichthyidae. The record is from RefSeq and is a predicted model, not a curated record.